Messenger RNA from Phytophthora sojae, 5382 nucleotides. RefSeq lists its product as hypothetical. Gene Ontology annotation, molecular function: ubiquitin protein ligase activity. Lineage: Eukaryota; Oomycota; Peronosporomycetes; Peronosporales; Peronosporaceae. Gene Ontology annotation, biological process: proteasome-mediated ubiquitin-dependent protein catabolic process; protein polyubiquitination. The transcript has a single exon. Bases 1 to 5382 code for a protein of 1793 amino acids. The record is from RefSeq and is a predicted model, not a curated record.
AUGCUGGAGGCGCUGGAGGCGCUCAGCCACGAGGCGGACGCCGAGGGCGCGGGCGUGCCGCAGUCGCUGCGCGGGCUGCUGGAGCAGCUGCAGGGCGCGGGCGACGGCUCCGUGCUCGGCGGCAUGUUCCCCUUCUCGCAGCUGCUGGGCGUCCCUGGCGGGGGAGGCGCGGGCAACGCGCGCUUCCAGCGGCUGCUGACGCAGCUCGCGGCCGACCAGCCCGUGCACGCGCAGAUGGAGGCGCUGUCGGAGCUCUGCGAGACGCUGUCCAUGUCCUCGGAGGAGGCGGUGGCCGUCUCGGGCUUCAGCGUGGACGCCUUCGUGCCCGCCGUGGUGACGCUCAUCCGCCUGCCCAGCUCCAUGGACGUGCUGCUACUGGCGGCGCGCGCGCUGUCCACGAUCCUCGAGCUGUUCCCGGGCGCGGGCGUGCAGAAGGCGGCGGCCGAGCAGGUGAUCCCGUCGCUCUGCGAGAAGCUGCUGGAGAUCGAGUAUAUGGACGUGGCCGAGCUGUCGCUGCAGAUCCUCGAGCGCAUCGUGUGCAAGGCGGAGGCCGCGCUCAUCUCCAGCAGCAGCAGCAACAACAACAACAGCAGUAACAACAGCAAUAGUUCCAGCACGGCGGGCCCCAGCGCGGCGCAGCUCUGCGCGCAGUACCGGCUGGAGGUGAUCCAGGAGAACGGCCUCGUGGCGCUGCUGCAGUUCGUCGACUUCUUCCCGCUCGAGAUUCAGCGCCGCGCCGCGCGCAUCGUCUGCCAGCUCUGCACGGACUUCCCGCUCUCGAUGGAGGGCAAGAUGCGCCAGGGCCUGCCCUACAUCACCAACCUGCUGCGCUCUUUCGACAACGAGAUCCUGCAGAGCAGCUUCGCGUGUCUGCAGAAGCUCGGGGAGAGCACGGCGUUCUCGGAGAACGCGGAGUUCGCGUCCAUGGUGGCGACGGAGGAGAUCUGCGGCCUGCUGCUGACCAAGCUCACGUCCUACGCCAACUUGGAAGGCUCCGCGGGCAGCAGCGCGUCCUCGCAGUUGUCACCGACGGGGUACACCAGCAUGCUGCGCUUCCUGUCGUGUCUGUUGUCCUGUGUUCCGAGCGAUAUGAGCGCGUCCUCGGUCAUUGCGACCGCGUCACACUUGCGCUUCGUGAAGCUUCCGCCUAUCGUGACGGCGCUGCUGGCCAAGCCGGAAGUGAUUUCCGAGAACCAGCUACUGCGUGAGACGUUGAAGCUGAUCAUUGUGGUGCUCCCCAUUGCCGAAGAACUCACCUCGAGGGACGUGAUCCCCCCUGAGAUGCUCGCCUUGGCGCAUGCAAUUUUGCCGCUGAUUAUUAAGGUCUACGACGUGACUUCGCGCGCUGAUUUGCGCUACGACUGCCUCGGUGUCAUCUUCAGAAGCUGCUCGCUGAUGCAUGCCAGCCAGCAGCCUUUCACAGCCCAAGAACGCACCGAGUUGUCCAGACUUGCAGCUUUCCUUGCCCGUGUACUGCGUCCUAAGCGCAACGACUCGACAGCAACGUCCGUGUCUGCGCUGGUUAAGGCCGAGAAGGACUUCGUACCCGUGCAACUUGCUCUGCGAAUUAUCGAGGUGCCUCUGCAGCACGCUGGCGCGCAGGAGGCAGCGACGGGCAUUUUCGAGCGCCACGGUGUUGCAAGCAUCAUCCGCUUCUACGCGUUCAGCCCCAAGCAGGACGAUGGGGCUGAAAGCGACUUGCAGGAAAUUCAAUCCACUUCAGCCCGGCUGGCUCGCGAGUAUUUCGGCAAUGAGAGUUCAAUCAUUAGCGUGAUGGCUCAAUUGGAGGGCCUCGUGGAAGAGCUUCAAACAAAAUUGACAUCCACCGGCUCAACCGAAACUGAUCAGCCUUCGUCACUACUCGAUGCACUACUGAAGCUGCGGGACUUUGUUGCUCAAGGGGACGACUUCCUGACGGCACACGAGCUCGCGUGCAGCGGUCUAGUGAAAGUGCUCAUUCAGAUUCUGUCGAGCGAUCAAGGCCAGCAAGUCUUUGCUAGAAUGCUGGAGGCGCAAGGAGAUGAGGGUGAUGGCGCGGGUUUCGUGGCAUCGCUGUUGCGGUGCUUGCAGGACGCCAUCUCUUCGGAAAAGGACGCGUUCUCGGUUUCUGUCGCAUCGCCUGACAUGGGGCUUUCAUCGGGUAGCGUCGCAACUGACUUGGAUCAGUUGACGCAGCACAUCAAGGUUCACGUACUGAUUGAGGAGACGAAGCCUGCAGCGGAGCCGGACAAUGAAGAUCAGAGCACCCAACAGGCCGACUCGCGCGAGGAGCAGGAGUCGGAAGAAACCCCUCUUCGCUGGAUGAAGAAGACUUCGUCGAAGCGGAAUGGAAGCAACUACAAGUCCAACAAGAGCACGGUGCAUGACACUGUUGUGCUCGUGGAGCCCCUUGCUAGGAUCGAGACGAUGGAGGACUUUAUUGCCGACAAGCUGUUUGGCAGAGGCGGAAGCGCUGAGUCCAUUCUGGAUGAGUUAACCGGUACAGAUGCUGAGAGUGAAGAAGCGGCGGAAGACGAGAGCGGGGAGUUUGCAAACGAUGUCGUGAAGCCGCGGAGAGUCGUGGCUACAUACAAGGGGCAGGUUCUUCCGUCUGACAUGAGCAUCCUUGAAGCGAUCGUCAAGUUUGGAGGUGUGAAGGCGGAUGGUAAGGCGAAUGUGGAGCGGAGUGACUCAGCGACUGCGACUUCUUCAUCAUCUCGAUCGCGUAUCUGGACAGCGUCGCCUCAUGAUAUCACGUUCCGAGUAGCUGCUAGUUCUUCUGAAGACGCGAGUGGCUGGGAGUCUGCUGGCGAGGACUUGAAAAUUGCGGCAGCAUUUACGGCCACUUCAGACGCAGGAGUAUCUGUAGUGACGGGCCAGUGGUGGGAUGAUGUGUGGGACUUGUUGCUUUUGCUGAAGCUUGUGCGUAACCAGUGUGUUGGGAAAUCGUUUGGAGCGCCGCUCAAUUUUGUGAACAGCUAUCUCAGUCUCCAAGUUCGGCGCGCGUUGCAGCAGCCUGUCCGUGUGGUUACGAACUCCCUUCCCGAGUGGUGUUUCCGUCUGGUGAAUGAGUUUGCGUUCGUGCUCGAGUUCGAGACGCGGUGUCAUUUCAUGUACGCGACGACGUGUGGAUGUUCGAGGGCUAUUCAGUAUUUGUGUCGGUCGGUGUGGAGGAAGGCCGUGAUGGAAGAACCAGCCCCAGUGCACCAGACUCGGCCAACCACUAGUGGCGGCCGGCGCCGCUACCGUGACGGAUCAAGUCGCACGCGGACAUCCGGCUUAGACAACAUUUCUCAAAUGGUGAAGCUUCCACGGCUGAAAGUGCGAGUGGCUCGAUCUCGUCUCCUGCAAUCGGCAAUGAAGUUGGUGGCAAUUUACGGUGGAAAGAAGGCGGUAAUCGAGAUUGAGUUCCUCGGGGAGGUCGGUACGGGUCUGGGACCAACGACCGAAUUCUUCACGCUUGUCUGUCAACAGAUUCAGGCAAAGCAGUUGCAGUUGUGGAGAGAUGACGAUCUAGCAAGUGCAGCGUCCGACACAAUAGACACGGAGCAAAAGCGUGAGGCAGUUGGAGAUGAUGCAGAGGGUUCUAAGACAGCCCAAGCCAAGAGCUCUCUUGCGAUUAGAGGGUACCAUCGUGUUGCAGUGUAUCAUUGUUCAAAGUGCAAGACGCUACACAUUCCGAGCUGCUCGGUGCACCACCAACUGCUUACGCAUGAGAAGAAGGUUGCGGACAAGGAGACCUCAAGCGAACGCGACGCAACUGAAGCUAAAGCCAAGAGCGCUCCUUCUUCCAAGUCAGCACGGCGGAAGAUCUCUAGAAAUUCGGUUCCGCAGUGCGCUCAGUGCUUAGAUGACCACGACUGGCAUUCUGCGGCUGCGGCGUGUGAGUGCAAGGGUGAAGAAGGCGAUGACAAGACAUCAGCUGGAUGCGCACUCAAGUGGUGGAUCUUGAGUGACGAGGAAGUGCAGUAUCUGGCCAAGGUUUUCCCUCGGCACACGAAGAAGGUGAACCAUCCAGUGCUGCAGUGCGCGCACUGUGAUACCGUCAACUUUCCCGGAACGGACGCCGGCAUCGUGGUGAUGGAUGGAGACCGCAUGGUUUCGCGCUCGGGUCGCCGAAUGUUUGAGCGGGAUUACCGAGCUGUGACUAAGCAUGUAUCGCCGCUGUGUGAGGGCACGCCUCUUAACGUAAUGACGUCCGCGAUCACCCGAAGCGAUGUGGAUAUGCUGGUGGAGAACCUGGCGCAGAGCCCGGAGGUGCUGGAGUCGGAGGUGGAGUCUCUCAACUACCUCAGUGAAGCUUCGCUCGCCGGUGGCAACGUCGGCGGCGGGCCGCCUGUGACAGCUCCGUUUGGUUUGUACCCGAAGCCGUACCUGAACGACCCGGCGCUGGACGAAGCGAAAUCAUCUUGUGAGUCAAGUGAUUCUUCGAGUUUGGAAGCUGAUGCGUCGUCUCUCAGUGGGGACGAAGUGGACGUGCUGACGUGGUUCCGAUUCCUGGGCCGCUUUGUGGGGCAGGCCAUCCUGGACGAGCGGCUGCUGAAUUUGCCGUUCGCUCGGCCGUUCCUGCGCGCGCUGCGCGGCGAGAAGAUGGUGGGCGGCGGCGUAAGCGUGGAGAAGUCUCUCUCGUUCGUGGAGGAGCUGGAUCCUGCCGUCGCCAACUCGCUGCGCUAUCUGCGCGAUUUGGCCACCAAGUACGCGGCGACGUCGGGCCAAUCGUCGGCGGAGGUGGCUGCGUGGACGGAGGAGGUGGAUUCUCUGUGCCUCUCGUUCACGAUGGUCGGCGCCGACGAGAUUCCGCUCGAGGCCGGCGGCGAAGACGUCUCUGUCACGCUGGACUCGCUGCACCGGUACGUGACGCUGAACCUCGAGUUCCUGCUGGACCGAACGAUCACGAGUCAAGUGCAGGCGUUCAGGCAAGGCUUCGAGCAGAUCUGCGGCGGCGACCGGCAGCUCUUCCGCUUCCUGCAGGCCUUCGAGGUGCGCGAGCUCGAGGCGCUGCUGAGCGACCGCGGCGCCGGCAGCACCAUGUGGGAUCGCGACGGCGUGGAUCUGCGUGAACACAUGGUGUGCGACCACGGCUACACGGCCGACAGUCGUGCGAUCGCCAACCUCGUGUCCAUCCUGUGCGAGCUGACGGUGGAGGAGCAGCGGCUCUUCGUGCGCUUCGUGACGGGGGCCAACCGCCUGCCGCUGGGCGGCCUGCGCAGCCUCGAGCCCAAGCUCACGGUCGUGCGCAAGCUCACUGAGGCGGGCGACUCGGAGCUGAACGACGCCGUGCUGCCGUCCGCCUCCACGUGCACCAACUACCUCAAGCUGCCGGAUUACUCGACGCGCGAGAUCAUGAAGCAGCGCCUGCUGUUCUGCAUCCACGAAGGCCAGUGCAGCUUCCACCUCUCGUAA